UACGCAUUUGAUUGGUUAGGGGCCACGUGUUUAGUAUUUGUUGAUAUUAUAAUGUAUAAAAUAGCGCUUUUGCAAAUUGUUUAGAAUUAGAAGAUAAUCAAAGCGAAUAAAUUUUAUCGUAUCUGCUCAUAAAAAAAAUGACAUAAAACAGGUUGUUCUCGAAAGUUACUUCAUAAAGCUGCGACUGCUGAAAAGUGUGAUUUUCUGAAUGGUCCACAGAUUAUUUUGAUAUAAUUUCCUUCUAACAAAUUUUCCUGACAGAGGACUUUUUUAUCUAGUGAAAAUGUUUCCUAAUGUGAUAUCGCCCUCGCAACUGUAUCAGACUUACUUGCGCUCGGCAGCGAACUUGGACUGUACACAGGGGCUGGGUCAACCCGGACCCUCGCCCUCGUUCCUUGUGGAGAAUUUACUGAGGGAGAGGAACCAUUCAUUGUUGUCCCGACAGUUCCCCCUCGGAAGACCAGUCUUACCACCUCAGCCAAAGUCCCCGGGGGAAGGGACACGACAGAAUCCGUCAAACUCCCCCUUCCUCAAAUUCGGAGUAAAUGCAAUUCUUGGAUCUUCUGAAGAAGACGAUGCACAAAAACAAGUGGAGGAACCGUGCACCUCUACCCUCACCACUCCUCCCUCGUCGCUCCCGGGACUCCCGGCCUCCUACCUGAAGGCCUGUGGGACAGGGCUAGGACAAGGAUUGCCGCACCCUACUGCAUUCCUCCCGCGGCAUCCGUUCUACGACCCGCACCUGUCGGGAAUGCUACGACACCCGUACUUCACAAAUUCCCCCUUACUUCCGGUUCCAAAUGCGUUCACCUUCCUAAGCAGCAUGCGGGGGAAGCCCCGGAGAGGAAUGCUGAGACGGGCCGUGUUCUCAGACAUGCAGAGAAAGGGUCUGGAGAAAAUGUUCCAGAAACAAAAGUACAUCAGUAAACCAGACAGGAAGAAAUUAGCGGCAAAACUGGGCUUGAAAGAUUCACAGGUGAAGAUAUGGUUUCAGAACAGGAGAAUGAAGUGGCGAAAUUCAAAAGAAAGGGAGUUGCUUUCGGGAGGGGGGUCACGUGACGCGACAUUGCCCAGCAAAUCAAAUCAGUGCGAGGACGAGGACGAGACUAUCAGUAAACAAAGACAUGAAGCUAUCAACCUGUCCGAGUGUACACAGACUAAGCCAAUGGACGAUAAUCUCAGUCCUUGUAAAUCUAAUUCCGUGCACCAUUUACACGAUCUUCCAGAAGUUGAAUCUGAUAACGAACAUGUAAUGGAUGAUGCAGAAACAACCAGCUCCGACAGCGAGGAUGAAAUUGACGUUUCAUGAUAGCGAUGUCACUAAUUAUUUUUUUUUUGUACAUAUAUUUCACGUGCAGUUGCUUUUUAUUUACAAAUAUUUAUACGCAAAUGAACUGCAAUAUUAUUAUAAGACACAGUGACAAUUCCUUUUGCUCUUACUAUCUUUGUUUUAGCUGUAAAAAUCAAAUUUAUUAUAAUUCUUUUGAUUGUUCUUACACUAAAUGAAAUACAUGUAAUAAGAAAUUAAAAAUUAAAGCGAAUGAACAAAGUUUGUAUUGUAAAAUGUGUGCUAAGAUUUUAUCGCAUUAAGACUUUAAUUUGUAUCUUUUGAAAACAGAGAAUUUAAGGAUAACUAACAAAUUAGAUUAUAUUUUGAAUUUGUACUUAUCACUCUCAAUAGAAAUAGAAACUCAAUAUCUUACCAAUUAUUUAUUUAUACGUUUUUGUAUCUAUAUGGGUGAUUGCUAAGAACAGUUAAUAUUUAAGAAGGAAAAUUCUCAAAUAAAGUAUCAUUUAAAGUUUA
Molecule: messenger RNA, 1804 nt
Organism: Magallana angulata
Lineage: Eukaryota; Metazoa; Mollusca; Bivalvia; Ostreida; Ostreidae
Product: homeobox protein DBX1-like
Exons: 4
Coding region: 284-1309 (341 amino acids)
Biological process (GO): regulation of transcription by RNA polymerase II
Molecular function (GO): DNA binding; DNA-binding transcription factor activity, RNA polymerase II-specific
Source: RefSeq, a predicted model, not a curated record